Molecule: messenger RNA, 2962 nt
Organism: Trichechus manatus latirostris (Florida manatee)
Lineage: Eukaryota; Metazoa; Chordata; Mammalia; Sirenia; Trichechidae
Gene: DCUN1D3
Product: defective in cullin neddylation 1 domain containing 3
Exons: 2
Coding region: 258-1172 (304 amino acids)
Biological process (GO): protein neddylation
Cellular component (GO): ubiquitin ligase complex
Molecular function (GO): cullin family protein binding; ubiquitin conjugating enzyme binding; ubiquitin-like protein binding
Source: RefSeq, a predicted model, not a curated record
GGGAGGGAUGAUGGACAGGCACUCAGGGCAUCUCCCUUUGUGCUUUGCUGGCUCGUUGAAAACCCUGGUGCACUAGUGGGCAGUCCCAGGACGGUAGCGUCCAUACCUUGUCUCCCUUGUCUAGAGGUGACUGUUCUCUGCUUUUCCUCCAGGUUGGCUGGCUCCUCUGGCUGAUGGCAUGUUGAGGCACAUGGGCCAGCGGCAGCGAGGGCAUCUGAUCCCGAGGGGGCCGCUCUAGAGGCCAGGCCACCAGCACCAUGGGCCAGUGCGUCACCAAGUGCAAGAAUCCCUCAUCAACCCUGGGCAGUAAGAAUGGAGACCGUGACUCCAGCAACAAGUCACACAGCAGGCGUGGCGCAGGCCACCGCGAGGAACAGGCGCCAGCCUGCAGCAAGCCAGGUGGGGAUAUCCUCGUCAAUGGGACCAAGAAGGCGGAGGCUGCCACUGAGGCCUGCCAGCUGCCAACGUCGUCAGGAGAUGCUGGGAGGGAGCCCAAGUCCAAUGCCGAGGAGUCAUCCUUGCAGAGGUUGGAAGAACUAUUCAGGCGCUACAAGGAUGAGCGGGAGGAUGCAAUUUUGGAGGAAGGCAUGGAGCGCUUUUGCAAUGACCUGUGUGUCGACCCCACGGAAUUUCGAGUGCUGCUCUUGGCUUGGAAGUUCCAGGCUGCUACCAUGUGCAAGUUCACCAGGAAGGAGUUUUUUGAUGGCUGCAAAGCAAUAAGUGCAGACAGCAUUGAUGGGAUCUGUGCACGGUUCCCCAGCCUCUUAAUAGAAGCCAAACAAGAGGACAAAUUCAAGGAUCUCUACCGGUUUACAUUUCAGUUUGGCCUGGAUUCUGAAGAAGGGCAGCGGUCGCUGCAUCGGGAAAUAGCCAUUGCCCUGUGGAAACUAGUCUUUACCCAGAACAAUCCUCCCGUAUUGGACCAGUGGCUACACUUCCUAACAGAGAACCCCUCGGGGAUCAAGGGCAUCUCCCGGGAUACUUGGAACAUGUUUCUUAACUUCACUCAGGUGAUUGGCCCUGACCUCAGCAACUACAGUGAAGACGAGGCCUGGCCAAGUCUCUUUGAUACCUUUGUGGAGUGGGAAAUGGAGCGAAGGAAAAGAGAAGGGGAAGGAAGAGGUGCGUUCAGCUCAGGGCCCGAGGGCUUGUGUCCUGAGGAGCAGACUUAGAGGUUCCCAGCCAGGAGCAGCAGCAAGGAUCUGCCAGCUGCCCUGCAGCCACCCAAGGAAUUGGACCUUUCUGGAAAUUACAGAAGAUCCAGAUAUUUUCUACUUUACACCUUUCUCUGCCUUGUAUCUGAAAGGGCUCUAAAAUGCUGUAUCAUGUUUUAGGCACUUUCUUCAUUUUUUGGUUAUUUUGGUUAUUUCUUUCAUUGGGGGUCCCCCAAAAUAUUUGAACCUGGCUACAUGUUGUGUAUCUUUCUUUGAAGCCUUCAGAUAGAUAAGCCUGCCAUUUCUUGCACAAAUUAGAUUUUUUUUUUUUGCGGGGGGUGGGUGGGGUAGGGUGUAGAACAGGGUGGGGGGCUGGGACGGUUAGGUUGAAUUAACAUUACAAAAUGAUACAGUGCCAGAUCUCAGUUUUGCAUAUUCUGUUUUUCAGGGCAGGUCUGUACUGUGUGUAGUGCUGUUUACAUGGUUGAAUUUAGGUUGUAAUAAUUAUUUUUAAAGAUUUACGCAGAGUUGAAUAGCAGUGUUAACUGUUAACCACAUUGCAUUAAUUCCCAGGCAAUUUAAAGCUCUUGGAGAGCCAAGGCCAGCUGAGAGCGUUUGUAGUCUGGUGACAACCCCCUUUUAAGCUAAUUUAUCCGAAACCCCUAUUUCCCUCACUUCUUGCUCAUUCCUUCUUUGACCUGUUGCAUUUCAUGUUGCGUUUACCAUCAGAAUGCUGCCCCUGCCAGCCAAGUGAGCAGUUACUUGUUUAAACACAUUGUACUGAGAACCACUUAAGCAUUGAAUGCAGAGAAAGCAGCGCUACCUCAGUUUUGCCGGAAGUAGAAUUCUUUUGAUAGUUUUCUUUCUUUGAUGAAGUUUCUGUAUUUUCAUGUUGUAAGUGGAAAUACUUUUUUUUUUUUUCUUCCAUUUGCCUUGGAGCCAAAGUUUCUGUUCCUGGUGGUCGGAAAACUGUGCCUGCCGGCCAGCUGACUUAAAGGAAAACUGUGGUAUGGAGCUCUGCUUGAAUUUUUUUUUUUGAAAAAAGUUUUUUCUUUUGAAUAUCAUCAGCUUACUUGUCUGGCAAGUGCAGAAGCCUGGGGCUGGCCUGAGCUCUGCCAAACAAAUAGAGAAGUGUAUUUAAUAGUUAAACGUGUGCCCUUUCCCUUCUUGCUGCACCGAUGUUGUCACUGAAGCCCCAAGAGUUAUUUAUUACCUUUUUUGUUAAUGUCAGGCUCAUUUGGGGUAAUGUGAUGACUGUUUAGGUUUACAUGACCCUCCUCCCCUUCCCCCGCCCCCAAAUAUGUAUAUAUACAUAUAUAAAAUAUGUAUAUAUUUUACAUAUAUAAAAUAUAUAUAUACACAUAUAUGUAUCUAUAUUCCAUUGUUUCUUUGCCUGCUAAAACUGGCCAUAAAAGAUGGAGCUGCCUUCAAUAUAUAAAGUAUAAGAAGAGCACCAGGGAAUGCCAGAAUGAAGGAGGCUUUUGAAUCUGAAUUUGGACCAUUUUCACUAAAGAGAAGGUGAAUUUUCUCAGCCCUUGCCUCUCAAGAGGGAGGGCCCAGUACCCCAGACUCCUUCAAGCAUUCGCCCCAUAAGGCCAGCUUUGGCCAAACUGCCACACAGGGGCCUGAGGAGCUGACUCUAGUCCUACCUGGUUUCAGUAGAGGGUCCUCUUGUUAUUUUUCCAUUAAAAAAAAAAAAAAAAGUCCUCAAAAAACUGUACUGGGUGGCAGGAACUUGUACAGUUCAGCUUCCGACACUUGGGAACAGAUUGAAAAGGGAAUCUUUUAAAUAAAAUCUUAUAAAAAUA